AUGAACCAGAUAAACUACAAUGAAAUCGGGGAGAGAUUCGCCCAGGAGUUCUAUUCAGUUCUACAGACUUCGAGAGCUUCAACUGCAGAGUUUUAUCAUGAAAAUGCCCGUAUGACGUAUGAGGGCGCAGAAGUAAUUGGGAAGCCGAAUAUUGCACAGAAGUUCCAGAGUAUCCAAUGCAACACACUGAAAGUCGCUAUUACGAACGUUGACACACAGCCGGUCGACAGUGCCCUCUUGAUCCAUGUGAACGGUCAGCUCCAGUCUGACAACGACCGUCCUUUGCCAUUCUCGGAAGUGUUCUUGCUUACACCGGUGAACUCCUGUCUCCUCGUGUCAAAUUCGAUGUUCCGACUCAGCCUUCAUCAUUUCUAA
Molecule: messenger RNA, 375 nt
Organism: Dicrocoelium dendriticum
Lineage: Eukaryota; Metazoa; Platyhelminthes; Trematoda; Plagiorchiida; Dicrocoeliidae
Source: the annotation of a GenBank genome assembly